AUGACAGCAACGGAGCAGAGGCAGCUCGCUCAUCGAUUCGGCGGGGAGUGGCAGCAGUGCCCGGGCUUGCAGCCCUGCGGCCGGUGCCAGCCGCGGCACUGCGAGUUCGGCGACUGGGGCGAAUGGUACGGUCAGGAAGCGUGCAACGGCCUCCGCUUCCGCCGUCGCUCCGUCAACACCACCAGCAACGAGUGCGGCGCGCCCUGUUCGGGCCCCAAGGUUGAGACCGAGGAGUUCAGAAAUCCAGACUGCCAGCUGGAUGAGCAGGACUGCGUCUUCUCGGACUGGUCGGAGUGGACGGGGUGCGGGUCCAAGCGAGACCAGUCCACGCGGCACCGCGAGAUAGCGAGCCCGCCCAGCGGGGCUGGCAGGUCGUGCUCGGGCGGCCUGGAGGAGACCAAACCCUGCGGCGGCCCGGAGCCGGUGCCGUGCCUGCUGUCGGACUGGCGCGACUGGACCGAGUGCAGCGUGUUGGGAUUCAUCAUGCUGACGUUCGGCAGUCCACAGUGCCCUGAGGAAGUACAGCAUGUGUUUUUUGGCAGCAUCGGGCGGCUCGAUUAUUCGGUGGAGUUUGCGCUGGGCUGCUGCUGGGGUCAUGUCGUGCCCUGCUUCAUGCAGAGCUCAUGGGGUCGCUCUCACGGAAGGGCGCACGUGAAUGCUGUCAUGUGCGAAGAAGCCACUUCUCCGCUGUUCCUGCUGACGCUGGGGCUGGUCCUGCUGCUGAUGCUGUCUUUCUCGCGCACCUGCCUCGUGCUCUACCGUCUGCUGAGGUUAUGCUUCCGCUGCCGCGGGGCCUCCAGGAGCUCGCCUGGGCGCGCGGGCUCCAGUCCGGAGGCCCCGCUGCUGCAGGCGGACAAGGCCGAGGACAAGACGGAGGCGGAGGUCGUGAACAUUGCAGAGGUCAUGGGAGAGCUCGACGAGAGGGCACGCACCAAAGGUUUCGUGCCGGCAGGUGAUAACAACAACAAUGCUUUAUUCGUCGAGUACAUCUUUCAAGAGUAUGCUACAGAUUGGCGCCUCUGGGUACUUCUGGAGAGGUGCAGCAGUUGCACGCUCCCCGUCCUGCUGUGUCUGUGGGUUUUUUUCACCUUCGGAUUCUUCUACUAUCACUCGGGGCAUUGCACAGAUGGCACCACCUGGAAAUGGGGGCUCAGUGGAAUGAUCUCUUUCCUGCUCUUCGUGGGAUCACAGUCCUUGAGCUUCGGUCACUCCUGUGUCCGCUAUGUUCUGCCGAGGGACUGUGGGGGGCCCGAGGUCUUGGUUGAUCUAAGAGCCGUCCGAGACGUGCCCCAAGGUGGGCUCGACAGGCAGCAUAGUGAGCGUCUGAUAACGUGGUUCCAUGAUCCUGCGGACUACUUCUUCAGGGGGGAGAAGCGCCCGAGGGUAUUCUCGCGCUCGUACUGUUCGGUACGGGUCGGCCCCGUGGACAAGGACAAGGUCCUGGCGAUGCACUACUACUUCAAGAGCGUAGACUGCGCCCACGCUGGCAACUCGGGGGAUUUCUGUUUGUGCCGUAUUUUUUUUCUUCCACCUUUGUCGGCUAUGAUUUCCUCGGGAUUGUGA
Messenger RNA from Prorocentrum cordatum, 1563 nucleotides. Lineage: Eukaryota; Dinophyceae; Prorocentrales; Prorocentraceae. The record is from the annotation of a GenBank genome assembly.